Molecule: messenger RNA, 2460 nt
Organism: Syngnathus acus (greater pipefish)
Lineage: Eukaryota; Metazoa; Chordata; Actinopteri; Syngnathiformes; Syngnathidae
Product: probable phospholipid-transporting ATPase VB
Exons: 12
Coding region: 33-1817 (594 amino acids)
Biological process (GO): phospholipid translocation
Cellular component (GO): plasma membrane
Molecular function (GO): magnesium ion binding; ATP hydrolysis activity; ATP binding
Source: RefSeq, a predicted model, not a curated record
ACACGCUGACCUUCGACUCCAACAGGAAAAGAAUGUCCGUGCUGGUGCGCCAUCCCAUCACCAAAGAGUGUGUGCUGUACACCAAGGGUGCAGACUACUCAAUCAUGGAGCUGCUCGGAGCACCAUAUGCCGAGCAUCUCAAUGGAAAUCAGAAGACUGUCGUAGCAGAUACUCAGUAUCACCUCGACUGCUAUGCUAAAGAAGGGCUGCGCACGCUUUGCUUUACAAAGAAGGUUGUUAGCGCCCAAGACUACAACGUAUGGUCCGUGAGCAGACAGAGCGCUAUGGCCGCCAUCGACGGCAGAGAGCAGCUCAUUAUGGACACCGCUGUGCAGCUGGAGACAAAUCUCACCCUGCUGGGGGCGACAGGCAUUGAGGACCGUCUGCAGGAGAGCGUUCCAGACACCAUCCUGGCGCUGCGGGAAGCAGGGAUAAAGGUGUGGGUGCUGACCGGUGACAAGUUGGAAACGGCCGUCAACAUUGGCUAUGCCUGCCGACUGUUGGAAGACGAAGACCUGGUGAUUAACAUGAGCUGCAAAAAUAAGCUUGUAUGCACUUCCAUCCUGGAUUCCACUCUGGAAGAGGUGCGGAGGUAUGAAAACGACCCUCGUAAUGUGGACACCACGCCAGACAUCUCUCUGGUGAUCGAUGGACACACCUUGGCCAUGCUUCUGUCCAAGGAUCUGCACGAUCGCUUUGUAGAGCUGGCAAAGCGCUGCCGCGCCGUGCUCUGCUGUCGGGUCACGCCCUUGCAGAAGAGCGGCGUGGUGAAGCUCAUCAGGGAGAAGCUCAAAGUCAUGACUCUAGCUGUCGGUGACGGUGCCAAUGAUGUUAACAUGAUACAAGCAGCCGAUAUUGGGAUCGGGAUUUCCGGUCAGGAGGGGAUGCAGGCAGUCAUGGCGAGUGACUUUGCUAUCUCUCGCUUCAAACAUCUUAAAAAGCUCCUGCUGGUUCACGGACACUGGUGCUACACUCGCUUGGCCAAUAUGAUCAUUUACUUCUUCUAUAAGAAUUUGGCCAAUGUCAACCUGCUCUUCUGGUAUCAGUUCUUUUGUGGCUUCACAGCGACGGCCAUGCUGGACUAUUGGCUGCUGAUUUUCUUCAACCUCUUCUUCACCUCCGCACCCCCCAUCAUGUUUGGGAUCAUGGACAGAGACGUUUCGGCAGAAGUGCUGCUCGGGGUUCCUGAACUCUAUAGAACUGGACAAGGUGCAGGGGAAUAUCGUUUUUGCACCUUCUGGAUUUCCAUGCUUGAUGCCUUCUACCAGAGUCUCGUAUGCUUCUUCAUUCCAUACUUGGUUUAUAAAGAUUUGGACGUUGACGUUUUCACAUUUGGAAUGCCUUUGAAUGCAGUUUCUUUAAUUACCAUCCUGCUGCAUCUGUCAAUAGAGAUCAAAUCCUGGACUGUGGUUCAUUGGCUCAUCAUGCUGGGCAGUCUUGCCCUGUCCUUCAUCCUGACGCUGUCAUACACCUCUUGUAUUACCUGCAAUUCAUACUGGACGCUCCAGAAGCAACUGGCAGACCCCAUUUUCUACCUUAUCUGCAUCAUCACAACAGUGGUGGCCCUACUGCCCAGGUACACGUUUCACGUGAUGAGGAACUCGAUCGCCCCCUCCCCGAUUGUGCAAGCCAGGCAUCUGGACCGCCUGGAUGCGUCCACAAAGGAAGUGUGGAUCAAAGAGUGGAGGGGCUACAGGGGCGCAGGGGCGGUUAAACGCUCCAAGCUCUCCGCUCCACCCUCUCCCAACAAUCCUCGGACCCCAACUUCCCCUGAUUCCUUAGAGAACGACAUCACACUAACGUCAUUUAAAAUAUGAAGAAAAGGGCUACAAAAAAUACUGUUAUAGAAUUAAGAUGGUAAUUUAUUCAGAACUUUUUUUUGUACACCUGGAAGUAGCUCAGCAGUGGAGCACUUGAGCAUGGAGCACUUUCUGCAGGGAGAGAAAAACUCCCCUUUGACAUGUGAAUUGUAAUUCAAACUUUUUCUUUUUAUUUCUUUGGAGCUACAAUGAACAACAUAUAAGCCAGUUACAUUCCUGAUGGGAAUUCAGGGCCCAUGCAGCGAAACAUAGUAGUCAUGGAAAACUGUAUUCUGUAUGUAACUCUGUAAACGACACACGAUGUCACAUGAUGUAUGAUGGAAUGAAUUAAUUGUCUUUCAGGCUGGUCCUACACUGAGCGUAGGUGAUUUGUGUGCGUGCGUGUGUGUGUGUGUGUGUUAGUGUUAAUUCCUUAUCACACAGAAAGGCUUAUGGAAAUUCAAAGCUUUAGCUGAAACUACUUGUAAAAAGGCCUUGAUUUAUCAUUGGCAUACUUCACUGUCGUUGUGCCAGUGACGGAAUAUUUUUUUAAAAGACCACACUUCUUUCUUCAGCUUAAUUUUAAUUUUAAAAGCAUUGUACAACUCAAAGUACAUUUUAUUGGAUGGAUAUAAUAAUAAAAACAAAACAGCUCACGAGA